AUGACGCGAGCUGUCAGCCUGGUCCGCCCCAACCCGAGCGAAAUGAAGCCUGAUGAAAUACCAUUUCAAAAGAGGCCUGCCUCUAAUGUCCUGGAGAACAACCUUGAGAGUGAUGAAAUUUUCAGUCAGUUUGACAAGAUCCAGAUUUGUCAGCAGUCCUUUGAACACAAUGGAAAUGACAAAACUUUCAGCGGGAAGAAGAUAAUACUUAUGUGUGAGCAAAUUUAUUCCAAAGAUCCAUGUAAUCAGCAAGCUAAGUCAGAACUCAUUAGAGAUCAGAUCAUUCGAAGUGCAGAGAAUCAGUAUGAAUGCAAUGAGCACACAAAAGUCUUUCACUGGCAAUCAUCUCUAAUUGGUCAACAGAGACUCAACAAGAAAAAAUCUUAUCAAUGUAAGGAGUGUGGAAAAGAGUUUCAUUGUAAGUCAAGCCUAAUCAUACAUGAGAGGGUCCACACAGAGGAGAAAUUUGAUGAAUGCAGGGAGUGUGGAAAAGGUUUUUCUCGUAAGUCAAACAUGAACACAUGUCACAGAAUGCACACUGGGGAAAAACGUUAUCAAUGUAGUGAGUGUGGAAAAGGUUAUCUUCAUAAGUCAAGCAUAAUUGUACAUCAGAGAAUCCACACUGGGGAAAAACCUUAUGGAUGUAGUGAGUGUGGAAAAGCUUUUAUUCGUAAGUCAAGCAUGACCAUACAUCAGAGAAUCCACACUGGGGAGAAGCCUUAUGAAUGUAGUGAGUGUGGAAAAGCUUUUAUUCGUAAGACACAGCUCAUUACUCAUCAGAGAAUUCACACUGGGGAAAAACCUUAUGAAUGUAGUGAGUGUGGAAAAACUUUUAUUCAUGAGUCACUCCUCAUUAGCCACCAGACAAUCCACACUGGGGAAAAACCUUAUGAAUGUAGUGAGUGUGGAAAAGCUUUUAUUCGUAAGUCAAGCAUGACCAUACAUCAGAGAAUCCACACAAGGGAAAAACCUUAUGAAUGUAGCGAGUGUAGAAAAGCUUUUAUUUGUAAUUCACAGCUCAUUACUCAUCAGAGAAUCCACACUGGGGAAAAACCUUAUGAAUGUAGUGAGUGUGGAAAAUCUUUUCUUCAUAAGUCAAGCAUGAUCAUACAUCAGAGAAUCCACACUGGGGAAAAACCUUUUGAAUGCAGGGAGUGUGGAAAAGCUUUUGUUCAUAAGUCAAGCAUUAGAUCACAUCAAAGAAUACACACAGGUGAAAAACCUUUUGAAUGUAGUGAAUGUGGAAAAGCUUUUAAUCAGAAGUCAAACCUCACUACUCAUCAGAGAACUCACACUGGAGAGAAACAGUAUAAAUGUAGUGAGUGUGGAAAAGCUUUUCUUCAUAAGUCAAGCAUGAUCAUACAUCAGAAAAUCCACACUGGGGAAAAACCUCAUGAAUGUAGUGAGUGUGGAAAAGCUUUUAUUCGUAAGCCACACCUCAUUAGACAUCAGAGAAACCACACUGGGGAAAAACCUUAUGAAUGUAGUGAGUGUGGAAAAGCUUUUAUUUGUAAGUCAGACCUCAUUACUCAUCAGAGAACUCACACUGGAGAGAAACAGUAUAAAUGUAGUGAGUGUGGAAAAGCUUUUCUUCAUAAGUCAAGCAUGAUCAUACAUCAGAAAAUCCACACUGGGGAAAAACCUCAUGAAUGUAGUGAGUGUGGAAAAGCUUUUAUUCGUAAGCCACACCUCAUUAGACAUCAGAGAAACCACACUGGGGAAACUUAUGAAUGUAGUGAGUGUGGAAAAGCUUUUAUUUGUAAGUCAGACCUCAUUACUCAUCAGAGAAUUCACACAGGGGAAAAACCUUUUGAAUGUAUUGCGUGUGGAAAAGGCUUUUCUAAUGUGGCACAACUCAUUAAGCAUCAGAGAGUCCACACAGGAGAGAAACAUUAUGAAUGUAGUGAAUGUGGAAAAGUCUUUACCAAACAGUCAGAUUUCAUUAGACAUCAGAGAAUCCACACAGGGGAAAAACCUUAUGAAUGUAGCCAGUGUGGAAAAGCUUUUUCUCAGAAGUCAUCCCUAAUCAUGCAUCAGAGAAUCCACACAGGAGAAAAGCCUUAUGAAUGUAGCCAGUGUGGUAAAGCUUUUUCUCAUAAGUCAAACCUAAUUGUGCAUCAGAGAAUCCACACAGGGGAAAAACCUUAUCAAUGUAGCCAGUGUGGAAAAUCUUUUUCUCUUAAGUCAAACCUAAUCAUGCAUCAGAGAUACACAGGGGAAAAACCUCGUGAAUGUAGUGAGUGUGGAAAAGCCUUUACCAACUUGUCAGAUCUCAUUAGACAUCAGAGAAUUCACACAAGUGGGAAACCUUAUGAAUGUACUGAGUGUGGUAAAGCUUUUUCUCACAAGUCAUCCCUAAUCAUGCAUCAGAGAAUUCACAUGGGGGAAAAGCCUUAUGAAUGUAGCCAAUGUGGUAAAGCUUUUUCUCACAAGUCAAACCUAAUCAUGCAUCAGAGAAUUCACACGGGGGAAAAACCUUAUGAAUGUAAUGAGUGUAGAAAAGCCUUUACCAACUUGUCAGAUCUUACUAGACAUCAGAGAAUUCACACAGGGGAGAAACAUUAUGGAUGUACUGAGUGUGGAAAAGCUUUUUCUCAGAAGUCACAUCUAAUCAGACAUCAGAGAAUCCAUACAGGGGAAAAACCUUAUAAAUAUACUGACUAUGGGUUUCAACACAUCAGAAAAUCCACACAAGGAAAUCUGUUAUGA
This is a messenger RNA of Ochotona princeps (American pika), 2709 nucleotides long. RefSeq names its product zinc finger protein 585A-like. NCBI's taxonomy places the organism in Eukaryota, Metazoa, Chordata, Mammalia, Lagomorpha, Ochotonidae. The record is from RefSeq and is a predicted model, not a curated record. Gene Ontology annotation, biological process: regulation of cytokine production; negative regulation of transcription by RNA polymerase II; regulation of immune system process.